AUGAGGUCCAUCGUCAUCACCGCGAUUACCGGCUUGGUCGGCCAAGCUUUGGUGGGCGCCGCCGCCAAACUUGUGUUUGAGGUCCCGGACACGCCAUAUCUUGUCAAGUGGACGUCACAAGAACUCAUCGACCACGGCCGCGUUGAUCCCUUCAACUCUUCGCACGCACGGCGACUCAUGAUCUCGCGCUUCACUCCCGUACCGCCGCGAGAGUGCAAAAGGACUUGCCGUAGGCCAUGGAUCGAACCGGGCAUCGUAACCGAGAUCGAGGAGAUCUUCGGACCUCCUCUCUAUCCGCACGGUUGGCCCGAAGGCAUCUAUGGCGAUUUCGAGGUGGAAGUGUGUUGCGACCAAAAGACCCGUAAGCGCGACUUUCCCGUCGUGCUCUUCGGACCAGGCCUGAACGCGACCAGGCACAUCUAUUCAGUUCUCGCCCAGAAUUUGGCCGGCAUGGGCUACGAGGUCAUCACCAUGGAUCACCCUUACGAGUCCAACGUGGUCAGGUUCCCGGAUGGAUCCAAGAUAUACGGCGGGAGGAUUACGUACGAAUGGGACGAGGAGGACCCGGAUGAUCCGCUCAUGGCCUGGGGACAGGAAGUCCGAGUGGCAGAUGCAUCGUUUGUCCUCGACUCGAUUGGUGUCGGCCCACACGACAAAGUCGUCGCCACCGGGCAUUCAACCGGCGGCGCCGCAGCAGCUGCCCUCAUGGUUAGCGACACGCGUGUCGUAGCCGGCAUCAACCUGGACGGCACUAUGUACGGCUCGAAAUAUGGACGCCUAACGUCGGGUGUCGACCGUCCCUUCCUCUUGCUUGCCUCCAAGACCCACACCUUUACGCUCGACAGGACGUGGGAAGACUUCUGGCAGGCCACAGUUACAAACCAUCCAGGUACUUGGCUCAAGGCUCUGAGGAUAUCCGAAGCGCAGCACACCACCUAUAGCGAUUUUGCCCCUAUUGGCGACAUGCUAGGCUUGAGGAGGACGAGUUUCUGCGAGAUAACGUGCUGGGUAACAUCACUGGCGCCCGGGCCAUGA
Messenger RNA from Parascedosporium putredinis, 1035 nucleotides. Lineage: Eukaryota; Fungi; Ascomycota; Sordariomycetes; Microascales; Microascaceae. The record is from the annotation of a GenBank genome assembly.